GAAUGGGCCGCUGUUUCGAGGCGCACGCGCGUGUUUAUGAUUGGUUCCCUCCUCCACGGCGCAGUCUCCCUCCAUUGCUUCCGCGGAAGAACCCGUCUCUGCUGUCCCACUAAAGAUGGAGCUGUCUGCGGCAGGGGACCGAGUGUUUGCCGCUGAGGCCAUCAUGAAGCGCCGCGUCCGUAAGGGACGGAUGGAGUACCUAGUGAAAUGGAAAGGAUGGGCAAUAAAGUACAGCACAUGGGAACCUGAGGAGAACAUCCUAGAUGAACGACUCGUUGCAGCAUUUGAACAAAAAGAGCGGGAGCAGGAGAUGUAUGGACCUAAAAAGAGAGGCCCAAAACCUAAAACGUUGCUUCUAAAGUCAAGAGCGCAGGUUACAGAGACUUCCUCACGAGUGCCACAGUUCAAGCACACUCGUCCUCAACAGCAUUCCAAGCUUCCUCCGCCCUCGGCUGCACCGUCCUACACCCCAACCACCCCUUCCAAUGCUAAACUGCAGUCGGGUGCUGCUCAGCCCAAACUUAAGAAAGACAUUCACCGCUGCCAUCGCAUGGCACGUCGCCCCUUGCCCCGCCCAGACCAAACAGUCAGUCCUUCUGGUCCUUUUUCGUCCCGUCCAACAGUCAGUCCUUUCUCAGAAACGGUCCGCAUUCUCAAUCGUAAAGUCAAACCCAGGGAAGUGAAGAAAGGACGGGUCAUUCUGAACCUCAAAGUGGUUGACAAGGCUGGGAAUGGUGGAGUUGCUAAUAGUAGAAGGACACAUGUGCCCUCCGCCCAGCAGUCCCAUUUUGGGCGGCAGAAGAUUCCGUCCCAGAACAGGGUAAUUGGGAAAAACAGGCGGUUUGGAGAGUUGUCCUACCGAGGAAUCCAGACCCCCAUUAGAAGUUCUGGGUUUCCUGUUUUUGGAAAGCUCUUCGAAUCUCACUCUCUGAACAAUGCCGAGAACCAGACUCAAAGUGGAGAGAGUCGCAAUAACACGACAAACAAUCUCUCUUCCUCCCAGUCUUCAAAGGUGGAUGCGUCCAAAGGUCAGACUCUUGAUGAACUGCCUCAAUCAAACUCUAGCUCUGAAGUUUCGGACGGCGAGCCACCCUCCCCGCCACAAACCCAAUCCCAGCAUUCCUCGUUGCAGCCCAAGUCCUCCGCAACCAAGGCCCCAGAUCCUACCCUUCACAAACUUAGUGCUCAACCUGUGCCAUCCAAAAACAGCUUGGGUCUUUCUGCUCUUCCAUCCUCUCCUAUGUUUUCCUCAUCGUCCUCUGCGUCGUCCUCCUCAGAAGACAGCGAACGCAUCCUGGACCUUUCUGUACCUCAUGAAAUGGACAGGCGAUUGCGGCGACGCCAUCCCUUCUCUGGCCGCCAUCCGCUCAAAGUCCCUGAGGUGCCCGUGUCAGAAGAACCGUCGGAGGAAGAGGAAGAUUUGGACUGGCAUCCUGACAUGACAUCCCAAUGUGCCAAUGUGGUCGUCACGGACAUCACAGCGAACCUCCUCACCGUAACGAUCAAGGAGUUCUGUCAUCCACCCUCUGCUACUCCUCCUCCCUGCUACCCCAAAAAUAUAUCAGCUCAACACGACACAAAACAGCCAAAGCACCACCCCAACAAAACAUGAGUGCGGACACCACAGAUACGGCCUCCUCCAGCCUUCAGAAUGAAUAUUAGGAGGUUUGUUUGUAGUUUGUUUACAGUUUCAGUUGCCUGGUGCUCAUGUGAGUAUUUGUUAAGAAAUGUGGCCAAGCUGUCCACUCUACAACACUGUGCCAUGACUUUUAUAACCAUGAAAGAAUGUCUCUGAAUAAGGCUCACUGUGUUUAAUCUGAACACAUGGACUUUUCUAAGGAUGGAUUUACUCACCAAUUACUUCUUUAAAAAUGUGCCAAGCAACUUCCUGUAUGGUAUUUAUUCCUUAUAUAUCAUAUAAUUUCUGACUGGUUUGAAUGUAUACACUGUCAUUCAAAAGCUUGGUAAGAUUUUUUUUUUCGACAAGUACAAACAGUAUUGUCAAAUAUUGUUAGAAUUUAGAACUGU
Molecule: messenger RNA, 2028 nt
Organism: Sinocyclocheilus grahami
Lineage: Eukaryota; Metazoa; Chordata; Actinopteri; Cypriniformes; Cyprinidae
Product: chromobox protein homolog 6-like
Exons: 5
Coding region: 116-1612 (498 amino acids)
Biological process (GO): negative regulation of transcription by RNA polymerase II
Cellular component (GO): chromatin; PRC1 complex
Molecular function (GO): chromatin binding
Source: RefSeq, a predicted model, not a curated record